AUGAAAAAAUAUUGCAAAUGGCGAACAUUCGUGUCGGACGUUGAAUUCUAUUUCGUUUGUUAAAAUAAUCGUAAUUCCAUGCUUUAUACCGUAAUGUUUUUGUUGCAAAACAAAACAAAUUGUUGAUCUGGCAAACACAAAAAAAAAAAACUUUCCACAGUGUUUUUUUUAUUUGUUUCAUUAUCCGAAUGAAAACUAAAAUUUUUAUGAACAAUCUGAAGGACAUCUACAAGUUCAAACUUUCUCAGUCUGUUUGAUUGCUUUUGCGUUGCUGGAAACGUUCCAAUCAGACUGCAAAUAUGAAUGAUAUAGCAGCCAGUACUUCUGCUGCAGCUAUUUCAGCCCCACAGACAUCUGCUGCUGCUGCAGCAGCAGCAGCCGCUGCAGCGAGUGCACAAUCAGCUUGGGAUCAACUGACAGCUCCACAAAAUCAAAAUGAUGCUGCAGCAGCUAACAAUACGCUUCUGAAUUUGAGUCCACCCUUAGUCGGUGCUUCAUCUCCAAGUUGUAGUUCACCCUCGACCCCAGUCAAAUUGGGCCCACCGCCCGAAAUGACAGCACACACACCCCAAGGUCCACCAACUUCACAUGGCUCUGGCUAUGGUGAAGAACUUAGCACAGAAUUGGUAAAUCAAGGAUGGCGUAAAUUUUGGUCUAAACGAGAAAAUCGACCGUACUAUUGGAAUAAAGUUACCGGCGAGUCUCUGUGGGAGAUGCCGGGCCAAAGACCAUUCGAUCCACUUACCGAUCCACUUGGUAUUUGUCAUCCUGGUGCUCCCCAACCAAAUAGUCCUUUGCCACAUCCAAAUCUAAAAAGAAGACCUUCCGAAGAUAUGCACCAUGGAAUGGCGCCGCCUAUGAAAAAAUUCGUUCUAGCUGGACCAUGGGAUUUGGAAAUAUUUACAAAUGCAGUAAUCGUUGAACGACCACCGACUUUAUUACCACAUCCUCAUCCAGAAAUAGAAGCCAUUCGAGCAGCAUACACCAUGAAAUUGGUGAAAACCUAUGAAGAUCUUUGUAUGCGAAGAGAGAGCAUAAAGGCGCCAAAAGAUUCCUUCAAUCGUUGGCUAAUCGAACGGAAGGUCAUUGAUCGUGGCUACGAUCCAUUGCUUCCUAGCUUUUGCAAUAUCGAAGUCUCUCCAGCUAUGUAUUAUGAAAUUAUGAAUGACAUCCCGAUUAAGAUUGUCAAACCCAAAUUCACUGGUGACGCACGCAAACAGCUCUCUCGAUAUGCUGAAGCAGCCAAGCAUAUAAUCGAGUCUCGAUCGGCUCCGCCCGAAAGUAAAAAAGUCGUCAAAUGGAACGUUGAAGAUACAUUCCAAUGGUUAAGACGUACUGUCGGCGCAAGCUAUGAAGAUUUUCAAGAUCGACUACAACACCUUAAGAGACAGUGUGAACCACAUCUAGUGGAAACGGUUAAAGGAAGCGUCGAAGCUCUCUGCACAAAAAUCUAUCAUCUCUCAGCGGAGCAUGCAAAAAAGAUUCGCGAACGACACAUGCUUCUGUUAAAAGAACACGGAAUUCCCGAGCCAGCUCCACCAGUCCCGCCUCCGCACCUCAAGAAAGUCUGGUGCUAUCCCAUCCAGUUUGCAGUACCAUCGCCUAGAAUGCCCACCAUUGAGUAUCUGCAAGAUCGCGAUCACAUGAUUAUUAAAUUCACACCGGCCACACUAAACCAACCCGAUGCUCAGUACAUCAAUCUGACCCAUCUGCAAAAGCUUGAGCAGUUGUAUCGUUUCAAUUGCUUCGAUGAUAAGAAAUUCGAUCUCUUCAUCGGACGUGUGUGGUGUUUGCUUAAGCGCUAUCAGACAUUUUUAGGAAAUGCUUUGAACUCUUCACAGGAAGCUGAGCUAACACAGGCUUCUUUGCCAGUGCCGGUCUUUGAGUGCCUGCAUCGACAUUUUGGCGUAACAUUUGAAUGUUUUGCUUCGCCAUUUAAUUCAUUCUUUAGGCAAUAUUGUUCGGCAUUUGCCGAUACAGAUGCAUAUUUUGGAUCAAGAGGUCCAUUUCUGGAUUUCAAGCCUGUGUCAGGUUCUUUUCAAGUGAAUCCACCUCAUGUAGAAGAACUCAUUGAUGCUGCUCUGUUGCAUAUUGAUAAACUAUUAACAGACUCUAUGGAGCCACUAAGUUUUAUAAUUUUCUUACCCGAGUGGAAGAGUAUAGCAAAACUGGAGGAGAACAUCCAUAAGCGACGUUCAAUGGUGGUUCUGGGGAUGGCUCAUGAAUAUCGACAUGGUUAUCAGCAUAUAAUUCCAAAAUCUGAUGUUAAUGUCAAGUGCAUUCAGGGCACCACAGUAGUUUGGAUGCAAAACAGUGCUGGUCAUGCUCGCUGGGGACCAAAUGAAUCACGUGUCGAUGCCCUCCGAGAAGCAUUUAGACCUCAACGUGACAAAGAACGAGAAAAAGCGGCUGCAGCUGCUGCUGCAGCAGCAGCGGCCGCAGCAGAAAAUAGUGCUUCAAAAGCUACAACAACCGCACCACAGACUACUCAACAACAGUCUGUGCCAAAUACUACUGCACCAGCUACAUCUUCAACACCAAUUCCGACAACAUCUGCAAUGGUGCUACCAUCUUCUGUUAGCACAGGUCUAGGAAGUUCAUCAUCAAAUGAUAGUCUAGAUGCGGGGCCAUCUGCAAUUGCAACUGCUAUUGUGACAAAUUCGAAUUCUAUGGUUGCAACAACGUCGUCGGUUUUAGUGACACCAGCAAAUACAGUAACUGCAAUAAAUUCUGCUGUCUAAACUAAAGGAUGACGACCACGAAGUGACGACAUGAGAGAGAAAUUGUUUUAUUUUAAAUGAAAUGAAUGAAUGUUCCAAAGACAAUGUACACACAGAGAGCAUGUUGAAAAAAAAAUCAAACGAGGAAAAACUGUUACUACUUAGAAUGCUAAAGCAUAGCUAUAAUGAGUGGUUUUUUAAAAGAGAUUUCUAUAAAAUAAAUUAGAAGGAUUUAACAAAAAAAAAAACAACAAGGGGUGAGUUUCAUAAAAGUCAAAUAAAGAAACGGAAAAGUUUAUUCAUUUUUUUUUUGUUUAAUGAAAAAUUUAGCUUCUUAAAUUUUCAACUAUAUUUCUUAUUUAUGUGGGUUGGCAGACUGUAGAAUACUUUCCAUUCUUCAACUAAGAAAACUAAUAGUACAAGCUUUUCUUAUGUACAAAAUAAACAUACUUUGGUGUAGAAUGUUUUAAAAUUAAAUGAAUUCGCUAUAGACUGAAUUCAUUUUUAUUAUUAUAUUCUUUUUUUUAUUUUAACUGAUCAUGCCCGAUGUCAGUGCCUGUAGGUCCAAGUGCAAGUUAUGGUUUAUAAUGCAUUCAAGCCCUUAAAAAACUGUUCGGGUACUCGAUACUCAAAAUUUUUACUGCAACUUAUUCAAUCAAUGUAGAAAUGUCAAGUCAAAAAAAUCCAUAUUUAGUGCUAAAAUCUGCGCAAAGUUUGACUCUACUAAGCUUAAACAAAAAAAUAGACUUCAUGUGGCGAGAAAAUCUCCUAUUGAAAAAAGAACAAGGAAAAAAUUACCUAAAUUACCAAAAAGUUUAAGUUGGCUAGUUACAGAAUUCCAAAGGAAGUAAAGACAUUUUUUUUUUUACUUACAAGUUAUUAAAUUGGUGAAGAUGCUUCCCAUGACAGCAGGAGUAAUAAAGCUUGAAUAAGAAGAAAGAAAAUCGUAGGAAACAUUCACGCUCAAAAAUGACGCUUUGAAAAAAAUCCAACACAACCGACAAAGCUGGUAUUGUUUUGUACAAAAAAGUUUUUUUUUGAGAACCCAGUUCAAAAAACAACAUCGAACGACGAGUGGAAAGGUGGCAGAAGGGAAAAAGAUUUCUUAAAGUCGAAUGGAAAAUUCUUCAUUCCACACGUUCGGUUCCUUGUGAGUGGGGCUAAACUGGACUGACAUACUCAAGAAUAGGCUUUUAAUAAAUGGUAAAAAGUAUAAAAUGGUAUAAAAAAAAUUCGCUUUUAAAAUUAUGUAGAAUGUAGGGUGAACGAAAGUUCAGCUCUUUAUCUCCCUCCGUUCAUAAAUUAUCAUAAAUGAAUUAAGUCACACUCAAUACCUGAAUCAAAUUGUGUUUAUAAUGGAUUUUACUGUGGCAGGUGUACGUAUUUUUAGAUUCAAUAAUACUUAUUGCUUUUCUGUUUGAAAAUAAUUAGAGGCGGUAUUUUAAAAAGUUUUCAACCGAAUAUAUAGGAAUAUGUAUGUAUACCUAACAAUCGCUCGCUUAAAAUUUUCUUCAUUCAUGAAUAUUUGAUUUUAUUUUCUUAAGCAGAGUAAAAAUUAAAAAAAUCUGCAUCACUCUUUUACCCACAACCUUAAAUAAAAAACAUUUGUAUAGUUUGUCUUAAAUCGUUUAAAAAAUAGUAACUUAUUUGAAGUGCCUCUUAUGUACGACCUCUUAAUUUUAAAUGCCUUAAUUCCGACCAAAAAUUAAAUUUAAAAAUAAAAAUCAAUUAAAAGUGGAGUACAAAACAAGGAAAAAAUACAAAAACUAAAUCUUUGUAUAUUUAAUAUUCACAUAUUAAAAAAAAAUAAAUAUUAGCAUAAUUCUUGUUUCUAAAAGUCUCCCAAUAAAAAAUG
Molecule: messenger RNA, 4575 nt
Organism: Episyrphus balteatus (marmalade hoverfly)
Lineage: Eukaryota; Metazoa; Arthropoda; Insecta; Diptera; Syrphidae
Gene: Pcif1
Product: mRNA (2'-O-methyladenosine-N(6)-)-methyltransferase
Exons: 6
Coding region: 300-2741 (813 amino acids)
Cellular component (GO): nucleus
Molecular function (GO): mRNA (2'-O-methyladenosine-N6-)-methyltransferase activity; RNA polymerase II C-terminal domain binding
Source: RefSeq, a predicted model, not a curated record